UUUGCCAGAAAAAAGGGAAAAACCUAUUAUCAGGCAUGGCAUUGGCUCGAGAAGAGAUUGGAGGAUGUGGAGGUGAUCAGACCUGCUGAUGACUGGUACCAGGAGUGUCAAGAUCGGCCUCUGUGGAGGAAGCUGGUGACAUGCGGCAGGGCAGUUGGAGCUGACGCUUCCUCUGACACUUCCUCUUCAGAAUUGGUGUGAUGGAGCGAAGGCACUCAGCACAGCUCUGUACAAAAAGGCAACAAUGUGACCAGUAUGCAAACAGCACGGAUCGUACUGGAAACUUGACACAGCACCAAAGAACACACACAGGAGAGAAACCUUUCAAGUGCACUGUGUGUGAGAACACAUUUGCACAUCCAUCACUUCUUCAGAGGCACCAGAGAACACACACGGGAGAGAAACCCUUCAAGUGCACUGUGUGUGAGAAGGCAUUUGCACGGUCAUCAGUUCUUCAGAGGCACCAGAGAACACACACAGGAGAGAAACCCUUCAGGUGCACUGUGUGUGAUAUGGCGUUCGCACAUUCAUCACAUAUUCAAAGACACCAGAGAACACACACAGGAGAGAAACCCUUCAGGUGCACUGUGUGUGAUAAGGUGUUUGCACAGUCACCACAUCUUCAAAGACACCAGAGAAUACACACAGGUGAGAAACCCUUCAGGUGCACUGUGUGUGAGAAGGCAUUUGCAGACUCAUCAGUUCUUCGGAGCCACCAGAGAACACAUAGGCAUCCGGAGAUUCCUAAGGAGGGGAGUUUGAAAUCGACUUGUGAAAGCCAAAGUGCUGCAAUUAGCCCUUCCCUUAUGAAACAAGAUCCAGACGAAAAUCCCAGCUUUGACACUUGGAAAGGUAUCAAGAUGAAAUAUGAAGACGCGAAGGUGAAGUGUGAAAAAGUGACAGUAAAGAGCAAAGAAGUGAAGGUAAACUGUGAAGAUGAAGAUUCAGCUCGAAAAUCAGACCUUCACAUCGAUGGAGGCAACGUGAAGCAGGAGGAGAAUUCUGAUUCUGAGGCAGAGCGAGGCAACUCCCCGAAGUUUGUAGAAGUGGAGGUGUGGGUGGACUUCUUAGACAAUACAAAGUCAAAUGGAGACCCUGUGGAUGUGUAAGCUUGACACAAUGAACUUCCAAUAGGUUCAUCUUUGUCACAGGCCUUUAAUGAAAAUAAUGUGAAGAUGAACACUCAAUUCCUAGGUUCAACCUGCAGCGUAAGAGCGGCGAUUAUUUGUAGAUCUGUCGGUUGGGUAGAUGUCUAACCAGAAACGAGAGCCAAUAAGCUCCCAAGCCUUCACUAUGUUAUAAUAAUAUUUGCAUUCAUAUGGUGCUUGCUUAAUUGGCCAUAAUAGAGGUUUUUUGGAUUAGAUCGCGUAAAUAUCAAUGUUUCGUUAAACUCGCCACUACCCAAUUGGUUCUGUGCUAGUAUAGUGUAAUAGUGCAGACUAUUGUCCAGCAACGGCAACUGCGGUGGACGAACAGUACACACGCCGGUGAGCAUAUACAUAGGGUGUUGGCAGGGUGGAGGAACUGUGGCAAGGGUCACGGAAGCCCCCAUCUGGAAGCCCCUAGAAUCUGCUAGUGGGUUUGAGAAGGGAGGCGCGGCCAGGGCAGAGCCAGGCCGCGCUGGGUAGCAUAAAAGCAGCUGAGAGCGGGAGCUCAGGGUUGCCGGUUCUGGGAGUGGGCUCGUCUCGUCGUCGCUGUCAUCUUCGCCGCCUUUGUUGCUGCCGUCUUUGCUAGAUUUUGCGUUGCCGGAUAGUUGUUGGCUGUCUCGGUCAGCGCCAUCGGUGUUAGCCGGUCACGGUUGUGUUAAGGCUAGGCUAGACAACUAUGAAGAGUGCGAUGGUCAACCUGUGAAGGUGUUAAUAAAGAAGGUGCCCCCUGAGAAACCUUGUUUUCAGCUACAAUAACACUACAACUGGUGUCAGGAGUGGGGUGAAGAAAGAACCCACCUAUAGUGUCAGAGGACUGGAACGGUGAAAUAUUCAUCCUCCCGGCAGCCCCGGGACUUCGGUUACAAAGCCCAAUGGUAGAGAGAGAGCGGCUGCGGAUCGGCGGGACAGCGGUUGUGGAUCGGCGGGAGAGCAGCUGUGCAUCAGUGGGAAAGCGGCUGCGGAUCAGCAGGAGAGCGGCUGCACAUCAGUGGGAGAGCGGCCGCGGAUCGGCGGGAGAGCGGCGGCGAAUCCGUGAGAGAGGAGCCCCAUCCUCCGCGGUCACGCGCCGAGCACGCGUCAUAGCCGAGGACCGUCAUGUUGAGGGGAGCGUAGGAUGGUGCGUGAGGCGCGUCGUGGCUAGCGGCACGGAAAGAAGUCACAAGGGGACCCUGGCGGCGGUCCCGUCAAUGUGGGAGCGGAGGAGCCUGGACUGGGGACCGCGCAUGUGGUGGGCACCAUUUUGCCCAUGGAGGGCCUGGCAUGGCUGGUGGGGGCUAUUUUUCGAAGAGCGUGGGACAGCGCUGGAGGGGCACCGGAGUCGAUGGCACUGCAAGGGGUAAUUUUUGGCCUACCGCGCGAUGCCCGCACGAGGUUUCGCCAGCGGAAGCGAGGGGAGGCUGAGAUGCCCUUUGCUUUCCGGGAGGCGCUGCUGGCGCUGGGACGGAAAGCGUACCCCCAGAUGGGUGAGACGGCGCUCGACUCCUUGGCAACGGAAGGGUUGUUGGCGCUGGCGCGGGAGUCGGGGAUCGUCCUGCCCUUCGCUGAAGGCAUGGGGAUCAUGUCCUUGAAGGUGGCCCAGGAAAUUCAGGUUCACAAGACCUGCCAGCAUUGGCCCAAAGUGGAGGCUUGGCCAUGGCAGGAGGAAGACAUGGUGGCUGUGGUGUGUAGCCGGGGGAUUCACGGGAGAAGGCCCUCGCAGGUGGGUUGGUAACCACGGGGCAGCCCCCUCUGCCCUGGGGUCCCACGGCCGAGUGUUUCAGGUGUGGUUGGCCGGGCCACAUCGCCAUAGCAUGCUGGGGUGUCAGCAGGGCGCCGGCAGCGCCACCGAUGCCCUCCAACCCGCCAGCAACGUCUUCCCAAGCUCCACCGGAUCCGAGUCUCUGAUGCUUUCUGAGACGGGCGUGUGCAAAGUGUCAGGGGCUGGAUCUGAUUAGAUGCUACUGUGGAAUUCAGGAGGGGCCGCGCCCUUUAGGCUAUUGUUUUUUUUGUUCCCAUUAUUCGGAAUCCCAAGGAAUGCAAGACCCUGCCAAGGCAGGGUUGACCAGUGUCAAGGACCGGCUCACAUUAGCUAUGUUCCAGUAAAUACAGACUCUACCUUGUAAGGUGGGAUUCGGAGGGGUUGUGUAUGUUGUUUGGGUUGCGUAUGUUGUUUCGGUUGUGUUAUCGGUUCGCGGUGUCGGGGGGUGGUGUCGCGGUUGUGCGGUCCCCGACGGGGUUCUUGCUCACACCGCGGUUGCGCUGCGUGUUGUCAGUUUGCGGGGGGUGCCGCUGGUUGUCCGUUUUUGUUGACGGUCUGCGGGGGGUACCGGGGUUCUUCUAUGUGGUUACGGUUCACGUGAGAAGCUGCGGUUGCACUCGAUGGGAAGUAUUGCAACCAAGGUUUUUUUUGUGUCGGUGGUGUUACUCGGGGUUGGGGGUUGCUCUGCCUAUCCACCGGUUGCAGUUGCUGGAUGUCAGCCAACUGUUGUCCAGCAACGGCAACUGGGGUUUAAAAACAGUACACGCCGGCGAGCAUAUACACGGGUGUAUCGGAAAGGGCGGAGGAACUGGGCAAGGGUCAGGGAAGACCAUAUCUGGAGCCCCUGGAAUCUGCUCGUGGGUUCGAGAAGAAAGGCGCGACGAGGGCGGAGCCAGGCCAUGCUGGGUAGCAUAAAAGGAGCUGAGAGUGGGAGCUCAGGGAUGCCGGUUCUGAGAGUGGGCUCUUCUCGUUGUCACUGUCAUCUUCGUCGCUUUUGUCGCUGCCGUCUUUGCUAGAUAUUGCGCGGCCGGAGAGUUGUUGGCUGUCUCGGUCAGCGCCAUCGGUGUUAUUCAGUCAGGGUUGUGUUUAGGCUAGGCUAGAUAACUAUGGAUAGAGCGAUGGCGAACCUGUGAAGGUGUUAAUAAAGAAGGUGCCCCCUGAGAAACCGUGUCUCCUGCUCCGAUGACGACACUAGUAACAAAUUGGCAUGUUCUGUUUACAUGUCACACCUUCCUAAUUGGCUGUGCCGGGUGGUGGCGGGUUUAAUGAUGCAUUUGUUUUACGCGAUCUAACCCAAAAAACCUCUUAUGGAUGAUAUUGGUCGCGGAAGCCGACGUGUUAAACUUGCUUAAUUGCCUCAGCAAUUCGGAGUUUUCUAUCAUAUCUCAUCACAAACACUUGAAGAGCACCCCACGUGGCAGCUGCCUCUGUAUGGCAUAAGAUGGCCCUGCACCAGCCUGCAUGUGGGCAUGAGUCUGUCAGUAGCGGGCGAUAAUUGGCAUGUAAUCUCCGUUACGUUUUUUCUGGAUAAUAUUUGGAAUUACCCAAAUUUUGACAAUGACAGCAACAUGCAAUGACCUAUGCGUUUUGAAUGACACAAUAGUAUGUUUUACAUCCACUGUUCAGCAGACGGUGCAUAUUUUGGUUAAUGUUACUGGAGUAGCCAGAGGUGCCUAUCGGAUUUGUACCUUAAACCUCUGCAAUAAAAAGAAUGCGCUACCACUUGGCUUCCCUCAAUCUAAGUGUAGGCAUGCCAGCCUGAAUGUUUCUAACCGAUGCAGAUGUUCCAUUUAGAGGGUCCACGUUUCACAUGCCUGUAGAAGGAAGGACAUGACUGGUCGAGAAGACCCGACGCUCCGUACGGAGCGAUUGACCAGGUAGCUUCCACGCAGCAAUGCGCAGCUGAUGAAAAGAUAAUGCGGCCCGACUGAUUCGGACCAUCCACAGUGUGUACACAUACGCAGUGUAUAAAUUGUAUAAAUAAGGUGUACACACAGUCUGCUCAUACACGGUGUAUACAUAGUAACAAGAACAAUAACCACCAUUUUCCACUAAGUGGCGGUGAUGUCACCACGGCGCUUGUACCAGGCUAUGUGCACGUUAAGGUCACGUGAAGUGUCAAACGCCCGCCAGCAGGAGUUCACGGAGCAGACCCAGGUGCCAUGGGUCGACUGACUGAGAUGACUUUGUCCCCGACUGUGCCAACACUGUAUGCAGUUUAACACGUAGGCUUUUGUGUCCAAUAUCAUCCAUUAUAGAGGUUUGUGGGUUACAUCACAUAAAUAUAGAAAUGUGUUGUUAAACCCGCCGCCACCCGACAGCCAACGAGUAAGGGUUGUCACAUUAACAGAACAUGCCAAUUGGUCACAAGUACAGCACACCGGUGUGUUGGAGAGCCAAGCCACAACAUUUACAAUCUGAGUACGACGUUUCGCCAGUAAUUAGAACUAGCUUCAUCAGGCGACAGACAGAUUUGUGAAGUCUUUUAUUUCGUUACUUAUAUAGAGGCGUAGAUGUGUUGACCACCCUUCUGCAGUCUUGCACAAUGUGGGGGGGAUUAUUGAGGCAAUGUACAUUAUGCAUGUGCUGCAUUAUGCGAGUACUUUGAACGUAUUCUUCCUGUCUCUUGUGUUUUUAAAAUAGCCCUACCAAUGGUAAUCCCUAUGGAAGUACGCUGCCCUUUGUAGGCAUGCAUUUAAAUAAUGAUCGAGAAGAAACCUGAUGGCUUGUUGGGACAUUCUACCUACAGGAAAGCCACCCACACAGAUUCUUAUCUAAAGCCUGAUUCCCACCACCAUCCAGCCCAGAAGAACUCCCUCAUUAAAACACUACACCAUAGGGCCCAUCUCCGAUCAGCAACACAUAGCCAGUGAGCUGGAGCACGUAUACCAAGCCCUCAAGAUGAAUACAUAUUCAAACAGCACAAUCUGCAAAGCUGAAUACCCAACCAUGGGGAGAGAACCAUCUGAGGACCCAAUCAAAACCAUCACUUUGCCAUACAUAGCAGGUGUUACAAAAAAGAUUUCCAAAGUCUUGAACAAACACAAGAUCCAGGUUCGAUUCAACACAGUACACAAAAUCCAUGAUUUUAUCUCAUCUGUGAAGGAUGUCAUUCCUGACAUGCAAUACCCUGGUGUCUACAGAUUAAGUUGUGUCUAUGGUAGCAGUUAUAUCGGGGAAAUGAAACGACAUGUCUCGGACCGUGUUCGCGAACACAAGACAGAUUUGAAACACGGCAGAACCAAUACCUCUGCCGUGGUUGAUCACUGUUUUAACGCGGUGGGUUCAAACAAUAUUGUUUUUUUCCGAGACUAAGGUACUCUGCAAACCUUUGGGCUACCAUCAAAGAUUUGUCCAUGAAGCCAUCCGAUAUAUAAAGACACAAUUUCAACCAAGAAGAUGGGUACAAACUGAGCAAUCAUUGGAAGGAUGUUAUUAACCAGGUAAAGUUAUAACUUGCUGUGAUGUUUCCAUCUUUCCUGCCGUUGUUUUACAUUAACAGACUAAGGUCUAAUCUUUAUUUGAAGGUCUCACUAACAUAGCCACCACUGCUCCAUUUUGCCUGUAUGUCUCACUGGCACGGCCACCGAUACGGUGGUUCUCUUGCGUUGAUACGCAGGCCUCUCACUGCAGCAGCCAACGCCGCAGCUUGUGUUGUCCACGAGGUGGCGCUAUGCCCGGUCCUCUAACACAGACAUGCUAUCUUCCCAUUAAACUCGUUUACAUUGACAUGCCAAUCUCUCCCUUUAACGCAGCUGUUGUGUGUGUGGCGACAGGACUCCUUUACAUCUCUGUUCCUGCCUACUUAUCCUUGGGUGACACCCACUUCAAACCUAUAUAUGGCCUCUUGUUGCAGCAGCCCUUUUUUGUUCAGUUCUACUGCUGUUUCUUUCCACCUGAUGACUAUUGCUUGUGUUGCGAUCAAAACGUGACUUAUAAUUUAUUUUUAUACUUACGUGACUUUACCGAAAGAACCAAAGAGUAUAAAUAACAUCAAAAUCAAUUGAGUGUCCUUGUUGGCACGUGUGUUCUGCUACUGCUGACAGGUGCAUUUGGGAGAAUUUUAUAUUUCUCCGAUGUUCUUUUAGUCUCGUGCUGAUCAUUCGUCCUGUUUGCCCAACGUAAUAUUAACCACACGUGUAGUUAAUCCUGUACACACCUUCGGUUGAUAUAUUCGGUAAUACAUCUUUUGUACCAGAUUAAAUUCUGUAUUUUAUGUACCGUGCCAAA
Molecule: messenger RNA, 7116 nt
Organism: Lethenteron reissneri (Far Eastern brook lamprey)
Lineage: Eukaryota; Metazoa; Chordata; Hyperoartia; Petromyzontiformes; Petromyzontidae
Product: zinc finger protein 501-like
Biological process (GO): regulation of transcription by RNA polymerase II
Cellular component (GO): nucleus
Molecular function (GO): RNA polymerase II cis-regulatory region sequence-specific DNA binding; DNA-binding transcription factor activity
Source: RefSeq, a predicted model, not a curated record